This is a messenger RNA of Trichoderma aggressivum f. europaeum, 1011 nucleotides long. RefSeq lists its product as uncharacterized. Lineage: Eukaryota; Fungi; Ascomycota; Sordariomycetes; Hypocreales; Hypocreaceae. The record is from RefSeq and is a predicted model, not a curated record. The coding region runs from base 1 to 1011 and encodes 336 amino acids. The transcript has a single exon.
AUGGCUCCCCGCGCUACCCUCCAGAAGACCAUUGAGAAGAAAGGAGGAAACAAAGCCGCCUCCGACAAUGCGAAAGUGGCUUUGCUGCAGAUGCCAGUCGAGCUCAUCUGCAAGUUUGCCAACGUCUUGCCCUCCGUGGACAAGAUGGUCUUCGCCGAGACUUGUCGGCCAAUUCACAACUCCCUCGGAGUCACCUCCUUCUCCAAGCACGAAGGAGAAUCCCGCGAGGAGAAGUUCGAGUAUCUCGCUCGCAGGUCGCGCGAGACUCCCAACCAAUGGGUCUGCGAGGAGUGCAUGUGCCAGCACGAUAUCGACACGACCGACACGCCAGCCACCCCAGUCCUCAAUUGUCCCGUCGGCAAUCUGUACGCCUCGAGGUACAACUUGCCCCUGAAGCUUAUCGCCAGGGAAAACUACUGGCUGGGACGACGCCACGUCCAGCUGGCGUUGAAGUACACUCGGCUGUACAACGAGAUAUCGGAUGGACACCGACAAUACCUGACGCGACUCAUGGCGACUCGCAUCUAUUCCGAGUCACACGUGUUCGAUGGCAUGCCGCUUUACCUCGCGGCCAAAAUUACUCCCCGCAUCAUCGAGGGGCGAUUCUUCCUCAAGAGCGUCUUCGAAAUCCGGCAAAAGUCGAAGCCAAUCGACAAGAGGCUCUUGAUUGGCGAUCACAUCUGCCCUCACCAGACCUUCUGGACAGUCGAGCUUACGGGAGAUAGCUCCAUCUCCAAAUUCACCAUGGCGGUGGAAGACGCCUUCAACAAACGGGGGCAUGAGGUGUGCAGCUAUUGCCCUCACUGCUGCACCGACUUUUCCGUUGAGGCCUCGCGUCGGAGCCUCAGAAUCACCAUCUGGAACGACCUUGGAACAGAGAGCUCUGCCAUGGAUCUCGUGUGGUUGGCAUCCGUGCCCAACUCCACGAUGGCUUCAAGUGAUCUCGUCAACGAGGCGCCGGGUCGUGUCAGGGCAUGGUACGACAGUGUGAAGAAGGAUGUUGUUGCAUAA